UCUCUAAUAUCUUUCAGCCAACCUCCCUGCAGUCUUCUUCAGUCCUCUCUAUUAUUUAUUUAAAUUUUCGUUUCGUUUGUCCCUUUUUAAGGCCACCAGAGCACAACAACCGCAGCAGCCGCCGAGGAAAAAAGAGAGAGAUGGUGGGUUUGAGGAUUCUACUUGAAACCCAGAAGAACAUAAACAGAGGUCCACAAGUCAUCAAUAAAGUUACAAUGAUCAAGACUUCCUUUUCACCUACUAAUUCAUCUCUAUAUUCUCCAUCAACUCUUCCAGCCAUCACUUUUCUCGACUCCUGUUUUCUCUGUAAGCAAAGACUCUUGCCUGGCAAAGACAUCUACAUGUACAAAGGAGAUAGAGCGUUCUGCAGCGUGGAUUGCAGGUGUAGACAGAUUUUCAUGGACGAAGAGAGUGUACGGAGGAAGAACUGCAGUUCAUCGAGAUCUCUUGGAGUUGGAGCAUCUUCGUCUCGUCAUUCCCAUCGCAGAGGGAUCAGAAACCAAGCGGAUGGAUUCGUGUACUGAGAAUCAAAUCUGAGAUUCCAAGAGAGUGAAUUAACUCGAACGACUAGUACUAGUAGCAGUAGUAGUAAAAGGAUUCUCGGGAGUUGCUGAAUUCCAUCUUUAGCCCUGUAGUUCAUAUGUAAUAACUGAAAAUGCCCUUCAUCGUUUUGUUUGAGCUUCCUUGUAAGAAAAAAAAAAAGACCAAGAGAACUUUUCCGGUGGUCACUGUGGAACUUUUCCGGUGGUAAUUCUCUGACCAAUUAGUUCCGUAAAAGGAUUUGCUUUUGAUAGAGAGGACAAAAACACAUGGAAACAGAAACACUAGAAAAUUGUCUUUUCCAGAAUUAGUUCCUCCACCAGAAAAGAAAAAUAGAGUGUUUGAUUGCAGAGAGAAAAAGGGCGGAGGUAGACCCACACAGAGAAUAUGAAAGUGUUACAUCGAACACCUGUUACCUAACCAUUGCUGGUGUGUCUGGGUCCCUCAGCCAGUGGGAUCAGGAUCGUCUCUUAUGCGGUGAUGCAACGGCUCUCGGUAUAAUACUUCUGUUUUAAUCUAUAGAAAUAUAGUUGUUGAAUCACUA
This is a messenger RNA of Macadamia integrifolia, 1084 nucleotides long. RefSeq names its product FCS-Like Zinc finger 15-like. The record is from RefSeq and is a predicted model, not a curated record. Bases 141 to 524 code for a protein of 127 amino acids. Lineage: Eukaryota; Viridiplantae; Streptophyta; Magnoliopsida; Proteales; Proteaceae. The transcript is spliced from 2 exons.